This is a messenger RNA of Xenopus laevis (African clawed frog), 1246 nucleotides long. It is a transcript of the gene pla2g12b.S, whose product is annotated as phospholipase A2 group XIIB S homeolog. Gene Ontology annotation, molecular function: calcium ion binding; A2-type glycerophospholipase activity. Gene Ontology annotation, cellular component: extracellular region. The record is from RefSeq and is a predicted model, not a curated record. NCBI's taxonomy places the organism in Eukaryota, Metazoa, Chordata, Amphibia, Anura, Pipidae. Gene Ontology annotation, biological process: phospholipid metabolic process; triglyceride homeostasis; cholesterol homeostasis. The transcript has 4 exons. The coding region runs from base 87 to 689 and encodes 200 amino acids.
AACAGGAUCAGAGUAGAUAGAAAAACAUUUGGCAACUGGGCUUUGCCUUUCUUUUCUGUACUGUCCUGGGGUGACUUGUCUGCAAAAUGAAGGGAUUUGUCAGGAUUUUUGUGCUGUGCUUGGCUUUAAGCCUGGGUAUUUGCACUGAAGAUACAACCCAAAAUAACACAGCCAAUCAGGUACCAGAAGACGACUCAUCAGACUGGGGCAUUGGAACGAUUAGAGAUGGAUUUGAGGCAGUUAAUGGCUAUUUUGACUCCUUUCUGGAACUACUGGGAGGAAGGAAUGGCGUGUGCCAGUACAAAUGUCGAUAUGGUAAAGCCCCACUGCCCAGGCCAGACUAUAAGCCUCCUGAACCCAAUGGCUGCAGUUCUUAUUUUCUUGGUCUCAAGGUACCAGAGAGUAUGGAUUUAGGUAUCCCGGCAAUGACAAAAUGCUGUAACCAACUGGAUCUCUGCUAUGAUACUUGUGGGGCGAACAAGUACCGCUGUGAUGCUAAGUUUCGCUGGUGCCUGCACGCUAUCUGCUCUGAUCUCAAAAAAAGUCUGGGAUUUGUCUCCAAGGUGGAAGCAUGUGAGUCUGUGGCAGACACAGUUUUUAACACCGUUUGGACACUGGGAUGUAAACCCUUUAUGAAUAGUCAGAGAACAUCCUGCACCUGUAACGAAGAAGAACGAGAUGAGCUCUAAGAGCUGGUGAACUCUGGACUUGUAUUACUACACAGUUUAUCGGCUGAUCUGUACAGAAUGUUGCAGUUCCAUCCACUUUAUUUCCUGCAUGAAAUCUGCAGAGUAAAGCUUUGCCUCUUUCAUUUAGUUUAUUGACUGAACAUUAUAGGACUGCACGUGGCAACACCUUUAGACUCUGAAGACCAUUGCAGCAAGCAACCGCUCAUUAGUUCCAUUUUGUGAACCUUUACUUUUGGAUGGAAGACUCUUUAUUUUUCUUUAAGGCAUUACACAGCUCAAGAUGAGAGUAAUAAAAAGGCUAGGGAUAACAGAUUGUAGGGCAGGUGGUACAAUAGAUGCAAGAUCACUAGUAUAGCUUGUUAAAAGGAUUAUAUCAAAUAGAAAUGUGCACCAUCCAUAACCUCACAAUGUAUUUUCCACCUCUUAUUUUCAUAGUAGGAAAUGCACAGAAUAUUGUCUUAUGUAGGUUAUAAUGUAUUUUGCAGUCAGAGAAGGUGCCCCUGCCUUUUCUGUAGUUUUUGUGAAAUCUUUAUUCUUAUAAAUACAUUUUGUGAGAA